GUGAACAUGUUUUUCUGUUGAUUACAACCGAACCAUCAGGCUCCGUGUUCAGAUUUAUCUUCCGCAAUGAGAGCACGAACGAACUCAGAAGAACUACAUUUUCCAUAUCACCUACAAACUGGACGCAUCCUCUCCCACUGAAACUAUUGGCUACCCCCGACAUCAGUCAUCGAUGGUACUUCCCAAACAAGCUGAAUGUCGUAAUCUCCCUUUGAAUCUACUGGCUAACCCCGUUGCUAACCAUCUAAGGUCGUUGGCGUCGUUUCCAUGGCUACGUUAUUACGGGUUUUCAGAAGUUCAGAUCACCAGCAAACUGUACAAAAGUGAAAGAAGCAAUGUCAGACAUUGAAGAAGAGGAGCUCAGCUUUGGAGAGUCAGAGGAAGUAGAGGAGGAGGAGGACACCAAGGAGGAAGGUGAGGGGGAGCACGAAGGAGAGGAUGCCGUGUUAGAGCCAGAAGACCAGAUUGUUGCCUGCCCAGUCACUCAGGAGAUGAUCGCUCAUGGUCUGUCAAUGCUAUGUAAGAUUGGGAACGGUCUGGCUCACGCUUUUGUCAAAAUGGAUUUGAGAGACAGGAGACUGACAGACAUCGCUCUGCUUAGCAACUUUGUCCACCUGCGGUUCCUGGACAUCUCAUCCAAUUGUCUGUCAGACUUGUCUCCACUGGCAGCGCUCACGCAACUUCUCUGGCUGAACGUGGAUGGAAAUCGGGUGGAGAGUUUGGCCGGCCAGCCAAUGAACCAAAUGGCCUAUUUACAAUGCCUCAGUAUGGCAACCAAUCGUAUCCAUAGUCCUGAGGGCCUCAAAGGUCUGGCCCUAGAGAGCCUCAAUCUGAUUGGUAACAGCAUUCGGCGAAUGUCAGGUCUGCAAUGUGACAGACUGGGAAACUUAGUGACUCUGGAACUGAGAGGGAAUAAGCUGGAGACGACAGAUGGCAUCCAGCUGCCAAAUCUGCGCAGACUCUACCUGGCUCAGAACCGCAUUAAGCAGCUGAAGGGACUGGACCAUCUGGAGCGACUUACCACCCUGCACCUGCGGGACAACCAGUUGGAGAUCCUAGAUGGCAUGAGUGCCAACAUGAAGGCUCUACAGUACCUGAACAUCAGGGGUAACCUGGUGUCCUCCCAGAAAGCUCUGCACUCUCUGACAAGUGUAUCAGGCACCUUGCAGACGCUAGUUUUGUCUGAGAACCCGCUGGCUGAGGCCGAGGAUUACCGUCUGCAUUUGCUGGCCCGGCUGCCCCUGCUGGAGAGGUUGGACAAGAAGCCUGUCACAGCAGACGAGAGGGAGGAGGCCCAGGCUGUGCUCAGGGAAUUUGAAGAAGAUGACAUCUUGGAACAAGAUUAGUCACAUCUACAAGGGAUGUGACUUAAGCCGUGAUAUUCUUUUCACAUCUCUUGAACCAUGCAGGAAUCAGUCCUUAAGUUCAGUUUUAGCUUGUUUCUAAGCUCUGUCCACAUCACUGAAAUCAAUGUGGUUGGUUUAUCAUAUUUUCAUUGGUUCCAUUAAAGUGUCUAAUAACCUAGUUUUUCUCUUCUAAACUUAAAAAAAUAAUAAUUAAGUGCACAUUAUUAUAAUCAAGGCUGCCAACUCUCACGCAUCUUGAGUGACUUUCAUACUUUGACUCACGCUCAUGCAAUAAUUCUUAUGGCAAAUCUAUAUUAUUCCAUUAUGAACCUAAAAUUAGCUACGUCAAAAGCAUUGGGGUAGUUUGCAAA
Molecule: messenger RNA, 1717 nt
Organism: Paramormyrops kingsleyae
Lineage: Eukaryota; Metazoa; Chordata; Actinopteri; Osteoglossiformes; Mormyridae
Source: RefSeq, a predicted model, not a curated record